GGAGGGUCGCAGGUUCGGAAUUCAGGAUUGGAUCCUGGUUACCACGGACGCGAGCCUCCGAGGAUGGGGAGCGGUCACACAGGGAAAACAUUUUCAGGGUCUUUGGUCAGACCAGGAGUCCUGUCUACACAUCAAUGUGUUGGAACUCAGGGCCUUCGACAAGCGGAGAGUUUUCUUCGAAACCUACCGGUUCUGAUUCAAUCAGACAAUGUCACAGCAGUGGCUCAUGUGAACCGCCAAAGGCGGGACAAAAAGCAGAGUCGCAAUGGCGGAAGCCACAAGGAUCCUUCGCUGGUUGGAAAAUCAUGUAAGCGCUCUGUCAGCUGUCUUCAUUCCGGGAGUGGACAACUGGGAAGCAGACUUCCUCAGCAGACACGAUCUCCAUCCAGGGGCAAUAUUUACUAAUAUUCGUGUUUGAGUCGGUUUGUGUAGUGUUUAAACUCGUUUUGUAUCGGGUGCAUUUUCAUGCAACUUUUUGAAUCCAUAUACGCAAAGUUACGAAGCAGUCGACUUUAUGGUUUUCGUGUUUUCCGAUGUCGAUGCCAGUCGGGUUUUUUUGGCACAUUUACGGCCGUCAUUGUCGUUUGCGUACGUGUUUUUGUGUUUUUGUUGGAUUUGCUGUUUUUUUCCCUAAGUUAAACACGGCAGGGUUUAUUUUUCCCGCUGCCGCAUUUUCACUUUCAGUUUCGAUUUUCACCCCCGUUCGUGAUUGGUUGUGUUUCAGAUGGUAGGAGUGUCUGCGCGCAACCAUAUAAAUACGCCCCAAACCGUCCGCACCUAGUGGGUUUAGUUAGUGGUGAGGAGGAGGGAGGUUGUGCUGUGGAGGUAGGUGAAUUUGUGGUUUGGUGAGGAGAGUUGGUAGCGAUUUCUGAGUGUGGUAUUGUGUUUGAAAGUCGUCUUGUCAUUCUUGUUGUCUUGUAUUUUGUGGUUUUGUCUCAUUUUUAGUCCAAGUUAUUUUUCUUUAUAGUCCCUUGUCAGUGUGUGUGUGUGUGUGUGUGUGUGUGUGUGUGUGUGUGUGUGUGUGUGUGAGUUGUGUAGUGGUAGUGGAGGAGUGUGUUGUUUGUCUUUUUUUUAUCCUGUGUUAACUGUUUAGACACACAAUUAUGUGUGACUCAGAGGUGGAGGGUGUGAGUGAGGGGGAGGAGGUCGGUCAAGUGGAUGAGGUGAGUGUUAGUGAGGUUAGUGAGGUGGAGGAGGUGGGUGAGGUUGCUGCAGCAGCCUCAAGUGACCGUGACAGUCAGAGUGCUCCGCAGCCACGCACCACUACUAAGACUGGGCGGAAUGUUAAGUUUAGUUUUGCUGAAAAUGUGGCAUUGGUGCGUGAGCUGAUGAAGUAUCAGAGGCAGCUAUUUGGCCCUGAGUCCGCCAAGGUGCCAACACGGAGGAAGACGGUGCUGUGGUCGAAAGUAGUUGCUGCUGUCAAUAGUGAGGGGGUGGUCAAGCGGACGGAGGACACAUGCCGCAAACGGUACUAUGACAUAAAGCGACGUGUCAAGUCCAAAAUGGCCAAGGAGGCCAAGUCGGCUCGGCAAACCGGUGGUGGCCAGCCCUAUAUUGCAAGUUAUCUGGAGUAUGAGGAGCCCAUGCGGAGUGUAAUACCUCCUGAAGUUGUCUCUGCAACCCAUGUCCGGGAUUCAGAUAGGCCAAGGAAGAAUGUGUCUGAAAAAAGCAGUACUACUCGUCGGCCAGUAAAUCCUAACACAUCUGAUUAUGAUGACGCUGCUGAAGCAGGUCCAUCAAAAGAAGUAUGGCGCAGCAGAAGUGGCUCUUCUGUAAGACAUCACCACAAGAAACCUGUGGCCGAAAAGAAAGCAAGGUCGUCUGUCCCGGCACAAACACAGCAGGUUACCCCGCCACGAAGAUUAUCGUCCGUAUGUUCUGUCCCCCCACUCCAAAUUUUGGACACACCUCCAAGACGUCAUCCACACUCCCCUCAUCUUGAUUUGGACAGUCGUUGUCCAUCUUUGCUGGAUUGUGUCAUGGAGAGGAGAGAAAAGUGUGUUCUAGACAGUGACAAAUGUGGUCCCUGCAGACCCCAAUUUGAAGAAACAAAGUCUGGCAAAUGCAUAUUUAAAGAGAGACCUUCAAAGUUCAUGGGACCAGAUUCAAUAAUUGACUUAAUCCAAGAACACCGGAUGAACAAAGGUCACAGGAUAAACUCCACACCUGCAGCUUCUACCACGACCAGUACUGCCGGCUCCCCAGUUGGCACAUCAGUUGGAUUUAGACCUCAGCUUCAACACAAUACCACUGUGGCAGGAACGCCGCCACCGCUAGUGCCAACCUCUGCAUCCCAGAUGAAAGAGACUAAAAUGGGCAGGAGAAGGAAAUCGGAGAUCAACCAGACAAUGUCGCUAACCCUGAUCAUCAUCUGCAGCCUGACUGCCUUGUCCGGAAUCCUUGUAGCGGCUCUGUGCUGGUACAGGUUGCAGAAAGAGGUGCGACUGGCACAAGAGAUGGCAUAUAAAGCCUACAAGGGCAGCCGGCAGCACCCCUGCCAGAGGCCAUCUGCAGAUCAGAUGUCUCAGUACAUACAGCACUACAGCAGCCAGAAGAAGCACUUCCAGGUCCAGGAGAGCUGCAGGAAGCCUUGCCCGCAGCUCUCCACCGACUCAGAGGCCGACGCAGAGGAGUUUGACAUCUACGAGUGCCCCGGACUAGCACCGACCGGCGAAAUGGAGAUCCACAACCCUUUGUUUGACCCAUCAAGGACUGAUCAGUAACGUGGUGUGCAACCUGAAAAGUGUAUAUUAUAAGCUUAACUUUAUAAAGUGUAUAUCUGCAAGUA
This is a messenger RNA of Pseudophryne corroboree (corroboree frog), 2788 nucleotides long. RefSeq names its product neural proliferation differentiation and control protein 1-like. The coding region runs from base 1104 to 2723 and encodes 539 amino acids. Lineage: Eukaryota; Metazoa; Chordata; Amphibia; Anura; Myobatrachidae. Gene Ontology annotation, cellular component: membrane. The record is from RefSeq and is a predicted model, not a curated record. The transcript is spliced from 11 exons.